This is a messenger RNA of Aedes albopictus (Asian tiger mosquito), 1689 nucleotides long. RefSeq lists its product as uncharacterized. The record is from RefSeq and is a predicted model, not a curated record. Bases 548 to 1579 code for a protein of 343 amino acids. The transcript is spliced from 2 exons. Lineage: Eukaryota; Metazoa; Arthropoda; Insecta; Diptera; Culicidae.
UGGCCCGCAGUUUGCCAACCACUGGUCUAAGUGCACAUAAAUUCAGUAUCACCGCAUAGCAUUAUAAAUAUGAUUAUGAGAUGAAACUAUGAAGCCGAAUUGAAUGGGACGGAGCGACACAGAGAGCGAGAUCUCGGAUCUGAGAAGUGUUUUCUAUAACUGCCACCUACCUACCUACCCGCCAUAAGUUGAACACCGCUAGCGCAGAGAGCCCCCUUUUGCCUUUUUGAUCAUAAAAGUGGUUCGUUUUACAGGCCGGCAACCGAGUACAAUACACAUAUAGCAGCAAGAACGGAAAGCCAUUAACAUGUCUCUCACGUUCACUUUGACGCUCGUACCAGUUCAGUCUGACUGUGUAGUCGGGUGUUCAGCCAUUUUCAUUUUGACUGUCUUGCUGGUUAGAAGUGAUUUCCUCGCAUUAUCUCGACGUCUGUUGAAAAGCGAAAAAGGGUGGUGAAAAGGAAAAAAAUCUAUUUCUGCGCUUAAUAAAAGUGUAUUUUUGAUUCUACUCGAACCGGAAAGUGGUUCAAAACGAAAAAAAAAAACGAUGAGUGACAAAGAUUCGCUGGAGCAACCACCGGAAGAGGGCAUCGAAAUCGAACCAAUGGACGAGUUCGACUGUCUGGAGCUGGAGAAGACCAUCAUAAACGAGUGGGGAAUGCAAAGAAGUUCAUUGAACAGGAUGAUUUAUUGUGGAAUCACAGUCCGAUGCAUGGAGGUCAUCCAGGAUGCAGAAAUAAACGAACUAUUCAACGACCCUCGCAUGCUGGGACAGAAAGUCAUCUUCAAACAUCGCAUAAAAGAACUGCAAACAAAUGCCCUGCUACAACUGGUGGGGGCCCGCAAGAGAAGACAUGCCUCAUCCGAGAUGAGCUUCAACCAGAAGCUGGAUGACAAUCCUCCCAUAAACCCACCUCCGAUCCACCCUAGUUCAAUGCCACAUCAACCGAAGAAGAUGAAACUGGAAGACGACGACGACGACGACGAUGAAGAUCCACUACUAACGGAUACAUCUCUGCUCGAACCGGAACAGUCCCUGGAAGCCUCGGAUCAAGCUAUCCGUCUCCACGAUCACCAUCCAACCCCCAUGCAGAACGGAUCGUUCAUCAAGCCCACCACGGCCAACGCCAUGGCCGGAAACCUACCAAUCCGGAUCUCGGUCGACGGUCUCCGACAGCUACUGCAGGCCAGCCGCCAAGGUCAGUGGGUCCUGUCCUACUACAACACGUACCACACGAUGAACCGCAAGAUCCAGGCGGCCCUCACCCAUUGCAUCGUGGAGCAGUUCCUGGUGUACAACAUCAUGUUCUCGCAUCGGUUGAUGCGCCAUUACGCCGUCAUUAUUACCCAACUCUUCCCGACGGAAUGUGCCGAAGUGUACUACAAACCGGCGCAAACGCUCGGCUGGAAGCGAACCUGCGCCUCUGGGAAGUUGAUGGACCGUUGGGCGAACCAGAGGAUGCGCCACAAGGAUCGGUAUCCGCAGCAGCGACCGCGCAUUUUGGACGACACUUCGGACCAGAGGACUUUUGCGGAGAUGUCGCUGGUGAUGGGACAGGCCGCUCUCGGUGGACUGUGAAUGCGAGGAUCGCGAGAGCGAUUUGGUCGGGAGCUAGUCAGUGUGAAAUGUGUGAAGUUGAUUUGUAUGCGAGAAUAAACGAGAUUAUUAAUGAACUAGUAGCAAAGUAA